GUUUCAGACCAUAGCUCAUGCCGGAAUACAACUUGAGAGGCAUCACAGUUCAUUUUCCGCAUGAAGCCUAUAAUGUUCAAAAAGCCUUUAUGCAAUCUGUCCUACAGGCAUUGCACGAGGGUUCAAACGCACUGUUAGAGUCUCCAACAGGGACAGGGAAAACGUUGACGCUGCUGUGUGCUGCGCUUGCUUGGCGUCAAGUCUUUGAUACUCGACAUCGAAUGGAAAAUUUGAAGGAACAAAAUGUAUACCAAGACGAAAAUCUGAAGAAAAAAAUGGAGGAAGCAAUCUCCAGUCAUCCUGAAUUAGAAAAUUGGCAAGCUGGUGCCCCCAAAAUAUAUUAUGCUUCUCGAACACAUUCACAGCUGACACAAGUAGUCAAAGAACUAAAGAAUACAAUUUACAAACCAAAGGUCUGCAUUUUGGGAUCACGAGAACAGCUAUGUAUUCACGAAGAUGUUAAGCUAGCAUCUUCUAAUGCUACAAGAACAGCCAUGUGUAGGCGCAAGGUUGCCAGUAAAGCCUGUUCUUACCAUUCAGGUACAAAAGAGGCGAAGAGCUUUUUUCAAGGAGAAGGUGAAAUUAUGGAUAUCGAGGACAUUGUAUCGUUCGGGACAAAGCACAAGGCAUGCCCAUUCUACCUUACAAAGGACUCGCAAUUAGACGCAGAUAUAAUUCUUUUACCGUACAACUAUAUUGUGGAUUCCACAGCCAGAAAGGCGAUGAACAUUGAUCUGUACAACAGUAUAGUCAUCUUUGAUGAAGCUCACAACUUGGAAUCUUGCUGUGGAGAGGCUACCUCAUUUGAACUACCUAUGUCGACAUUGCGCAAGUGCGUACAAGAAUUGAAAGCAUGCCAGAGUGCUGUGGUUCCAAAUAUGAGUGAUUCUGGAUUAAUGAGCCAGAGUUUUGGCGCCUUAGCAGAUCUGCUAGACAGACUCCGAACUACCAUCGACCAAAUUGAACUAUCUUACAGCGACGAGCUUAUCAAACCGGGGAUUUUCAUAUACGAGCUUUUAAACAUGGUGGAAAUCAAUAGUUCAACUGUCGGUUAUCUACAGCAGGGAAUCGAUAGUGCUGUACAAGUACUGACGUCGCUCGACUCAUCCAAUCAGUCGACCUUCUCAUUGAGUAAUCUCAGCAAUGCCCUCAGGAUGAUAUUUAGAACAGAGUAUCUAGUUGACGAUGACCAAACAUUCUCAAUGGCCCAUACUAAAUUUUACAAGGUUCACAUUCAAAAUAUCAAAACGGCGGCAGGCGUAUCGGAAAGGCAACUCAAUUACUGGUGCUUCAGUCCAGGAUUAGCAAUGACGGAUCUUGUCAACCUCAGAGUGCGCUGCGUCAUCUUAGCUAGUGGAACACUCGCACCUUUGUCCUCAUUUGCUUCCGAACUACUAUUAAAGUUUCCUGUACGGCUUGAAAAUGCUCACGUUAUUAAUGCAAAUCAGGCAUUUAUCGCCGUGUUGCCAAAAGGUCCGGCAGGUACCACACUAUCAUCUACAUACGAACAGCGAAGGAAACCUGCCUAUAAAAAUGAACUGGGGAACACCAUUGUCAACUUCAGUAAAGUGGUACCUGAAGGGCUUCUGGUUUUCUUUCCGUCUUAUGCGGUCAUGGCCGAUUGUAUAAGUACAUGGCGUUCUACUAAUGGACAGAACAAGUCUGUUUGGGACCGGCUUACUGAGCAAAAGCAGGUCUUUGUAGAACCCAAAACGAAAUAUGAAUUUUCGCAAGCCAUCAAUGGGUAUUACAGCAGAAUCAAAGAUCCAGCUUUCGAUGGGGCUAUCUUUAUGGCCGUUUGCCGCGGAAAGGUCUCCGAAGGCGUAGAUUUUGCAGAUGGCCGAGGUCGAGCCGUCGUGGUCACAGGUAUACCAUUUGCUCACUCUAAGGAUCCAAAAAUUGUGCAAAAGAAGAAUUUUCUAGAUGAUAUCCGAUCCACUUGUACCGACCUGUCUCAGACUAUUUCAGGCAAUGAAUGGUAUCAGCAACAAGCUCUUCGAGCCGUCAAUCAAGCUAUAGGAAGAGUUAUUCGUCAUCGAAAUGAUUACGGAGCUAUUCUAUUAUGUGACGAACGGUUUGGGAACCCAUCAAUUAUUUCGCAGCUGUCAGCGUGGAUCCGAGACUACGUCAAGGUAUAUCAAAACUUUGGAGAGGUCCAGACGAAAUUGACCAAAUUUUUCAGGGAUAUGAAGCAUGAUGGCCCCUCAUCGACAUCUGAUGCUACAAGACUAGAGAGACACAGUUCAGCACAUACCAGAGAAGCCGCUUUUGCAAGAAGACCCAUUAAUCUUGGAGGCGAUGAUAGUGAAGGGAGCGGGCCUGUCACGAUACGAAAUUAUAACCCGCGAACGACCAUCAUGGCGUUGAAUGAGUACUCCAUAUUACGUGAUAAUCAAAUUCCCAAAACACAACGUGAACACUCGGGUUCUGAUGCUAAGAGAGGUGUUACAGCAACGCUUGAAGAAGCACAGGCUUACUCUACAGAAAUCGCAACACUUGGUCACGAUAAGCACCGGCAAUAUAAACAAAUCGUGCGACAAUUUAAGCGGAAGGAGAUUGGGAUUGAACCAUUUAUUGAUGGCCUCAUCGAUAUAUUCAUUGGAGAGAAUCGGCUGGAUUUGCUACGAAGAUUUCGCAUAUUUCUGCCACAUAAGCACAUCCAGCUGUUUGAUCGUGUAUUAAGAGCACAAGAGCUAAUACCAGAUAAUACUGACGUCGCCGAGAUUAGUCAUGAUGAAUUUCAGGCUAAGAAGCGACGUAUUGAAUAAGCAACAUAGCACCUUAAUGUGUAUCAUAGAGUACUAAUAUUUCAAUCUGUAAAAACAAUCAUAGGAUAGCAUUUAACAAAAUUCACAUUUAAUGAUAGCGCAAUGAGAUGGAGUAUUGAAUAGGGUAUCCUAUUUUAUUCCAGACUGUCAAAAGCAAUAGAAUUACCUUUCAGCAACG
This is a messenger RNA of Umbelopsis ramanniana AG, 2946 nucleotides long. RefSeq lists its product as uncharacterized. The transcript has 19 exons. The record is from RefSeq and is a predicted model, not a curated record. Gene Ontology annotation, molecular function: DNA polymerase binding; DNA binding; ATP binding. Gene Ontology annotation, biological process: telomeric loop disassembly; negative regulation of t-circle formation; regulation of double-strand break repair via homologous recombination. NCBI's taxonomy places the organism in Eukaryota, Fungi, Mucoromycota, Umbelopsidomycetes, Umbelopsidales, Umbelopsidaceae. Gene Ontology annotation, cellular component: nucleus. The coding region runs from base 18 to 2768 and encodes 916 amino acids.